UUCAUGCGUCAUGCGUGAGAAAUAUCAUCAAACAAUUGCUUUUAAUCCUCGAAUUUCAGAAAUUAAUUUUUUGCAACAAAUGGAUUACCAAGCUAUGGGAUUCGUCGUGGCAAUCCUUGUAUGCGCAGCGUGGGCGGCCGCGAUCCGCCGCCGCCGGAAAAACCUCCCGCCAGGUCCACGGCGGUGGCCGGUGUUCGGUAACAUAUUCCAGAUGAUCAGCGGCGCCUCGGCGCCGCACCGAUUGCUAGCCGAGCUGGCCAAACAGCACGGAGCCGUGAUGACAAUCCAGCUCGGCUCGAUGACCACAGUAGUCGUCUCGUCGAGCCAGGCGGCUCGAGCCAUGUUCAAGAGCCACGACGCCGUUUUAGCCGGACGGAAAAUCUACGACUCGCUGAAGGGCGACGUGAGCCACGACGGCUCGCUCAUAGUCGCCCAGUACGGCCCGCGGUGGCGCACGCUGCGGCGGCUCUGCGCCGCCGAGUUCUUCUCAGCGGCUCGGCUCGACGCCAUGCGCCACGUCAGGGCGGCGUGUGUGGACGAGGUUGUGGAACAUGUAAAGGCGGCGGCGGCCGGAGACGCCGCCGUCGAUUUCGGAAAAUUGUUUUUCGUGAUGGCGUUUAACCUGAUCGGAAACCUAGUUUUUUCCCGGAAUCUUGUCGAUCCGGCGUCGGAAAGAGGGGCCAAGUUCUUCUACCACGCCGGAAAAACGAUGGAGUGGGCAGGGAAGCCGAAUUUUGCUGAUUACUGGGGAUGUCUGAAAUGGUUCGAUUUUCAGAGGAUCAGAAGAACAACUCAGUUCCACGUGAAACAAGCUUUCGACGUCGCCGGAGAGUUUCUCCGGGAAAGAAUGGAAGAUUCUGGAAGGUCCCAGAAGGAUUACCUUGACGUGUUGUUGGAGUACCGUGGAGAUGUUCUAGAAGGUUCCACCAUCAACGUGAUCGUCUUCGAAAUGUUCACGGCGGGGACGGACACGACGACGAGCACGUUAGAGUGGGCGAUGACGGAGCUCCUCCGUUCGCCAGCGGCGCUGGCGAAAGUCCAAUCGGAGCUACGAUCGGCGAUCGGCUCCGGCGAGAAGGUGACGGAAGGCGACCUGGAGAAUCUGCCGUAUCUAAAAGCAGUGAUCAAGGAGACUCUCCGGCUCCACCCGCCGCUGCCAUUUCUGGUUCCCCGCCAGGCGAUGGAGCCGUGCAAAUUUGAGGGGUUCCAUAUUCCGGCGGGGACUCAGAUUCUGGUGAAUGUGUGGGCCAUAGGGCGGGACCCGGAGACCUGGAGAGAUCCCCUGGAAUUCCGGCCGGAGAGGUUUCUGGACGCCACGGCGGCGGAUUACAAGGGGAAGCAUUUCGAGUUCUUGCCGUUCGGGGCGGGCCGGCGGAUCUGCCCGGCGGUUCCGCUUUCCGACCGGGUUCUGCCGCUGGCGCUCGGGUCGGUUCUCCACCGGUUCGAUUGGCGGCCGGCGGCGGAAAUUGAUAUGAGGGAGAGAAUGGGAAUUACGCUAAGGAAAGCUGAGUCACUCAAGGCUGUACCUUCUGCUUAUGUUUGAGGUUGAACUGUGUUUUUAUAUAAUGGGCUUUUUCGAAGUGAUUAAAUUAGGCCCAUGAUGAAAAAUAGAAUGGGCCUUUUAGGCAUGGGAGAAUGUAUUGUGUGUUUUUCACCGUGUCAAAAUAUUAUACAAAUACAAAUAAAACACACUUUGUAUGUUUUCUUUGAAA
Andrographis paniculata is the source of this 1712-nucleotide messenger RNA. Its product is annotated as cytochrome P450 76A1-like. Bases 11 to 1543 code for a protein of 510 amino acids. The transcript is spliced from 2 exons. Gene Ontology annotation, molecular function: heme binding; iron ion binding; monooxygenase activity. The record is from RefSeq and is a predicted model, not a curated record. NCBI's taxonomy places the organism in Eukaryota, Viridiplantae, Streptophyta, Magnoliopsida, Lamiales, Acanthaceae.